AUGGAUGCCCGAAUCCAGGGCAUGCUUAGGGGAAAUGACUUCCAAGAUUUUGCAGAUGAUGAGGUCCUGCCUGACUUUCCAGAGGAGUCAUACGGUGGUAAUGAGGACGGCGAUGAUGCUAAUGAUGACGAUGGAGAAGAAGACGGCUCGGAGAUCUCGGAUGCAGACUCGGUCGUCUUUCAGCUACAAACCGAUAUGGCCAAGCUGGAUGCCGACGUCGCCGCAUUCAGGGCAGCUCAAAUCGAGGACGGUGAGGAUGUCGACUUUCCGGAAGGCCACCAAGGAGCAGCACGCGGCCGAGGGCGUGGUCGAGGGCGCGGGCGCGGUGGCCGUCGCCUACGCGGGCCGCGCAAGGCGGCAGAACCUACUGGCGAGAUCAAGUACCGACUGGGCCAAGCAUCUCUGGCUUUCAUGGAAGAGCGAUAUGAGGACGCAAUGGCGGUGGUGCUCGAGGUGAUUCGCGUCAAUGCGGAGACACAUCAAGCAUGGGUCAUGCUAUCGUCGAUCUUCCAGGAGAUGGGCAAGACUGAUGAGGCGAUGAUGAGCAUGGUCUUUGCCGCGCAUCUGCGCCCAAAGGACUAUCACGGGUGGAUGGCUUGCGCACAGUUCGCGCUUGACGAUAUCCAGGGAAGUCGCGAAAAGAAUCUGUAUACUGCCGGUCUGUGUUUCAGCGCCGCCAUACGGGCCAACCCAAAGAGUAUCAAGGCACGAAUCGGCAAGGCAAAUGUCAGCCUCGAGCAGGGUCAUGCUACAUUCGCGGCGGCGGAGUACGAACGCGUACUGAAGAAACGCCCAUACGAUAUUGAGGUCCUUAGACAUUUUGCUGAAGCUUCUUUCGACGCAAAGGAUUCGCACAAAUACGUCCAGAGCUCAAGGGAUGCCUAUCAACGUCUCAUUACACAUGCACGGGGUGGUGGGGAGAUCAAGAAUGGAGAAUUCGAAUGGUCAGACGUCUUUCUCUACGGAGAGAUGUUCGCUUUCCUUGAGCAAUACGAAGCUGCCAUCAUAGCGGUACGAUCACUCUCGAGGUGGCUCCUCGGUCGAAACGAGGAGUCGUUCUGGGAGCAAUUCGAGGAAGAUGACCGAGAAUGGGAUCGCGAUGAUGGGCGUCGGCUAGAUGUUCUGGAGUAUGAGGCGGGACGAUACCCUCUCGAACUUUAUGGCUUCAGCCUGCCCCUGGAUCUACGAGCGAAGCUAGGCACCUAUAGGCUCAAACUUGGGCAUGAAGAUGAAGGGCUGCGACACCUUUCUUGGCUGAACCCCUUCGAUCCCGCGACUGAGGAUUUACUACAGGAUACUCCUUUCGUCGUGAAGGAGAUUGCAACACAGCUAAUCGAAAAUGAGAGGAUCGGUAUGGCCUUGCAGUACUUUGACCUAUAUCGGAAGAUCGUCAUAGAGCCAGACCCAGAGGUCCUCGUUCAACAAGGUCAAUGUUAUCUCCAGAUGCAGGACGAGUCUUCUGCCGAGGAGUGUUUCUUGGCAGCUAUAGAAGCUGACGACAAUAACAUUGACGCUCGCUUCGAGCUAGCCAAGAUGUACGAGAAAGCCCGCGAGGACGAAGAAGCAUUUAUUCUUGUUAGCGAAGCAAUGCAGCUUGAGAGACGCCAAGCUGAAGACGACGAGGAUGGCGAAGAAGACACAAGUGCUGAGCGCGGACGGAAGGCCAAGGUGUUACGUAUUCUCGCUCCGAAAAAACCACGAGAAAAGAAACCAGGCCCGAAGAGGGCUCCGCGUGAGAAAGAACCACAUCCGACAAGAUACCGACCAAGGCGGCUCGGAGGUGGCGAUAAACGACGGGAUUAUGAGAAUCAAGUCACUGAGAAAUUUAAGGAGAAGUACAAUCUCGUGCAGCAAUUGCGAUCGCAAGUUGCAAGUGGUGAUAAAGAUGUCGUUGCGAUGUGGAUGGCGGCUGCCAAAGAUCUAGUAGAUGACUUCAGAUCCUUCAAGGAGUUCUAUCCCUGGGAGAAGUACCUACAAUUCCUCGGCCACGGCAGUUUCUUCAAGGAAAACCGGAAAGAAGCGCAGAGAGGUAUUCAAGUCGGAGACCAAGGCAAUAGGGGCCUGGCCGCAAUGGCAGAGCGACUCCAGCACAACCUGGUUCCUAGUGAGACCAUGGAAGGUGCUCAGCAACUAGCAUUUCAGCGGCACGAGCAUCGAGGCAUUCCCUUUGACGCCUGGCUGGAGCUAUUUUUGGAGUACGCGAUCAGCUUGGCUCAAGCUCAGCAACCGCAGGAAGCAUAUCUUGUUUGUCAGUCUGCUCGAGACUCGAUCGUGUACAAGUCAAAUGACAGCAUGUUCUUGAUCCACGUCGCGUGGGCUGCGUGCGCAGUACAAGCUGGAGACGAAGAAACGUGUGUCGCUGUAGCGCGUUUCUUCAUGAGAAAUAAUUACGCCGCUACGGACAGUUACAGGAUGUUUGCUGCUCUCUGUCGAGUCUGUCAAUCCCCAAUUUCUUGGUACGCAUCGGGCCCGGCCCAGAAGUAUAUGCUUAGACAGAUUAAGGCUAUGGACAAAACGCUGCUUCCACCUGAGCAAGCCGCAAAAGUAGUCAAGGGGGAUGCGGCAGCACCGGAGGGAAAGGAUGAUCCUCGUCGCCAUGAGACGCUGGAUGUCUGUCUCUUGAUGUUAUAUGGCCAUAUCUUGUUGACGUCCACAAGCUAUACUUAUGCUCUGAGCUACUUCCUUCGAGCUCUUUCUAUUGAUCCAGAGAAUCCCAUGGUUAACUUGAGCAUCGGAAUUGCCUAUGUUCAUUAUGCCUUCAAGCGACAGGCUGAGAACCGGCAGUUCCUCUUGCUACAAGGCUUCAACCACCUGUUCCGAUAUUACGAAGACCGCAUCAAAUCACCUCUUUCGGCGGAGAGGCAGGAGGCGCAUUACAACCUUGGCAGGGCGUACCAUCUUAUUGGGACGUAUCACCUUGCUGCAGAAUACUACGCCCGAGUCCUCCGUGAAGCUUCGGAGCAUCGCCGUGGGGACGGCAGCUGGAAGCAGGAGGACUUUAUUGUUGAGGCUGCGAUGAAUUUGCGGACUUUUGCCAUCAUCAACGGUGACUUUACGACCGCGAAGCAACUCGCUGAGGAAUGGCUGGUUUUGGAGUGA
Phaeoacremonium minimum UCRPA7 is the source of this 3099-nucleotide messenger RNA. Its product is annotated as putative rna polymerase iii transcription factor tfiiic protein. The coding region runs from base 1 to 3099 and encodes 1032 amino acids. Gene Ontology annotation, molecular function: protein binding. The record is from RefSeq and is a predicted model, not a curated record. NCBI's taxonomy places the organism in Eukaryota, Fungi, Ascomycota, Sordariomycetes, Togniniales, Togniniaceae. Gene Ontology annotation, cellular component: transcription factor TFIIIC complex. The transcript is spliced from 2 exons. Gene Ontology annotation, biological process: transcription by RNA polymerase III.